Siniperca chuatsi (mandarin fish) is the source of this 2012-nucleotide messenger RNA. It is a transcript of the gene irak4, whose product is annotated as interleukin-1 receptor-associated kinase 4. Gene Ontology annotation, molecular function: protein serine/threonine kinase activity; ATP binding; magnesium ion binding. The record is from RefSeq and is a predicted model, not a curated record. Gene Ontology annotation, biological process: signal transduction; protein phosphorylation. NCBI's taxonomy places the organism in Eukaryota, Metazoa, Chordata, Actinopteri, Centrarchiformes, Sinipercidae. The transcript has 11 exons. Bases 202 to 1590 code for a protein of 462 amino acids.
GUUUGGGGAAGUUGCUCAAUAUCGGAAAGUCACAUUUUACUGAACUGUGAUCCAAAUAUCAGUUUGCUAAUGUUCUGCUUUUACGGGUGCAUUCAACGGAUGACAAUAAACACCCGUAACGACGCUGGGAGUUGUAGGCUACAUCAUGUCAGUAUAACCGUCAGAUAAAACCCAAACUUAGUGUCAGCAUUUUCUCGUAGAAUGAAUAACUCAGUAACUUCCGCUACUUAUAUUCGCAACCUCAGUUAUAGUUUACGUCGCAAGUUGUCCGAUUUUUUGGACCCUCAAGACAGGUGGAAAGAUGUUAUUGUGUCGAUACGGAAGCCGAGUGGGGAGUUGAGGUACUCUCAGCAUCAUGUGAGGAGAUUUGAAAGCUUUGUUGCACAGGGUAAAAGUCCCACAGUGGAGCUGCUGGCUGACUGGGGGACCACCAACAGCACAGUGGGUGAACUUGUGGACAUUUUGAAGAGUCACAAGUUACUGGCUGCUGCUAGUGUUCUGCUACCUGUGGAAGAGGCCGUCUCAGCAGUGACACAGCAGGCCUCUCCAGCAGUAGAAACAUACAGCGCCCUUCCAACUAGACUAAUGGAAGAGACAGAGACACAGCCACCACCUGUCACCUCUGUUCUGCAGCCAAAGAUUCUACUGGAGAGCGACACAGGUUUCUCCAGUUUCUUGUACAAUGAGCUGAUGGAGAUUACAGGCAACUUUGAUGACCGUCCAAUAUCAGGCGGUGGCAGCAGACUCGGAGAGGGAGGCUUUGGCACUGUAUACAAAGGUCUCGUGAAUGACAAACCUGUUGCAGUGAAAAAGCUCAAUCCAAUGGAUGACGUCUCCCUGGACGAGCUGCGAGUUCAGUUCAGCCAAGAGAUCCAAACUCUGAAAGUGUUGAAACAUGAGAACUUGGUUGACAUGGUUGGAUUUUCCUGUGAUGGACAGCACCCAUGUUUGGUGUAUGCCUUUAUGGCCAAUGGUUCUUUGCUAGACCGACUAGCUUGCUUGGAGGGAAGUCCUCCACUGUCCUGGCAACAGAGAUGCUUGAUAGCUGAAGGGGUAGCAAGAGGCUUGGAGUAUCUGCACAGCAACCAUCAUAUCCACAGAGAUGUUAAAAGUGCAAAUAUCCUGUUAGAUGAAAAAUUUGUGGCAAAGAUCUCAGACUUUGGACUGACCAGAGCAUCGGCCAAGCGGACAUCAACAACCAUGAUGACGGAGAGGAUUGUGGGAACCCGUGCAUACAUGGCACCUGAGGCGCUGAGAGGAGAGAUCACGCCAAGAUCUGAUGUCUUCAGCUUUGGAGUGGUGUUGUUAGAAUUAUUGUCUGGACUCCCGCCAGCCGAUGAAAACCGGGAGCCACAGUUCUUGAUGGAGGUGAGGUAUGAUAUAGAUGAUGAAGACGAGGAGCUGACUUUGGAGGACUUCCUGGACAAAAAGAUGGGAGACUGGGAGGUGAGCCAGGCGGAGAGUAUCUACUCUUUGGCCUGUAACUGCCUCCACGAGAGGAAAAAUAGACGGCCAGUCAUCAAACAGGUCCUGUUGGAGCUUAAAGGAGUUGUCAAAAGCAUUUCACUGGAGUUUAGGGCACGGGAGUGAAGCGUAGCAUCUCAGAGAAGAUACAAGAUUUUGGAACCUGCUCCAGUCACAGUGCACACACACUGACAAAUUCAUUUCCUUCUCAACAGUUUUAGAGAAAUGAAUAUUGCUUGUUAACUGUGACUGAAUUUUUUUUUUUUUUUUGCAACUUGCAGUUUUCUGUAAUAAAAAAAACUGCAAUUUUAAAUUAUUUACUGUAUUUUUGGUAAGAAGCAUGUAGCUUAGUUUUUACAGUUGUGUAACUGUUACAAGAAUACCGCAGCAUGCUGUAAUAGCAUUAAACAUUCUGUGAGGCCGUUAUGUCAGAAGGAUUGAUGGCUUAAAAUCUUGAAAAGGCCGAAAACAAUUGGUCUCGCCACAGUGUUUCUAUCAUGUAUGUACAAUGAAGACAGUCAAAGGAAUAAAAUGAAUGAAACAGACAA